CGCCAGCGUGCCGCGAUAGCACGUACACCGCUGCCAGCACAUGUCCACAUUGACCGAGACGAAACCAUGGGAUCUUAGCCACGUUCUCGACUUUGUCAACGCUCUCGCCACGCCUGGCCAGCACCAGAAGGACACCGUCCCCACGACCAGACUCGCCCCCUCUGCCUCGCACCCAGCCAAUGUUGUGAGCAACAAUGCCAGCCUCACUGAUACUGCCGACGACGAUGACGCUCAUGGAGGCGUCGGUCUCGGCAACUUUGGCAAGGUCUGGCAGUUCCUAGGCACUCCGGCGCCUACUCAGGGAACUUCACUACUGGCGACCAAGACCGGACAGGUGGAGAAGCAGACCAUUGCUAGCAAACUUGACUACACUUCUGACGGCGCGGCAUAUACGCUCAGCCGUGGGGAGCCAUCAUCUGCCAAUAGGCACCCUUCAUUCACAGACGGCACAGAUGGCGAGACCCAAAGGCCGGAGUUCGAGAAGGCUCCGAGCAAGACCCAAAAGAAGCGCAUGCGAAGGAAGGAGAGACGGGAGCAGGAGCUUGUCCAAGCACGCCUGAACGGCGGCAGAGCUGACGCCAUCUCUGAAUCUGAAGCUGAGACACCAGGUCGGAGGACACCCGCAAAGAAGGCAUCAGCACAUGCCAUGAAAGAGAAGGAGCCUGGGACACCGAGCAAAUCCAAAUUCGAUAAGACUGAACUGCUAAGGCGGGUUGCUGUAACAAAGGCCGCACAGACUGCAAAGACUGCUGCGGUUACAAAUGCGUCUACACAACAGGGACCCAUGGGUCCAGGACUGGCUCCUGUAUUGGAUCUCCCCGGCACGAAGCAAGUUCCUAUCCAGAAUGCUACUGAACAGACUGUGCCUGCGAAUGUGUCAAGGCAGACUGAUCCCUCGAGUGCUUCCCGCUCUGAUGCGGAAGAGACGACUUCCCAGGCAGUCAAUGCUGUAGCUGCUGCGUUGGCUGCUCUCAAGCAUGGAGACAAUCCGGCUAGCCCCUCUCCUAGUGGGACAGGAAGUCGUAACAAGAAAGCACCCUCGACACCAACCCAGACCAAGGCACAACCAGUGGCUCAGACACAACCUGUACAGAGAACACAAGUUCAGACGCCACAGGCCGUGAGCAAGCUCAAGCUAAUGCCAGCUUCCGUCGGCGUUCAGCCUCCGCUUGCUAAGGGCCUCGCCAACAACGGGCACGCACCAGCAGCCGGUAUCAAUCCAACAGCUUUCGCUCAGAGCAUGCAUAUUCCAUCAGGGCCUCCAAGCAUGCGGCUAUCGACCAUUCCUUCUAGCGCAAAAAAACCACGUUCGCAACCAGUCAUUGAGCCGAGAAUCAUUCGGUCAGGCGAAGACCGACACUGGGCACUUCUUAUGAAGCUGAUCAAUGUGUUCGGUGAUGAUCGCAAACACCUGGUCUCGCCCAUGAACAUGACCACUCAUAAUAACGAUCCCAAGGGAAUUCAUGUCUUCGUUGAUGCGUCCAACAUAUUCAUCGGGUUUAUGGAUAUGCUGAAGCAGACACGAGGCAUUCACCCGCUAACACAUCUUCCACAAGUUCACUUGUCAUUUGACGGCCUAGCGCUUCUCAUGGAGCGUCGCCGUCCAGUUGCCAAGCGUGUCCUUGCUGGUUCCAAUCCCUGGUUGCCAGAAUUUGACAAGGCUAAAGCAGUGGGCUAUGAGAUGAACAUCUUUGAAAAGGUGCUCAAAGCUCGCGAACUCACCGACCGCCAACUCUAUUUCAAAGACCUCGACGCUCGCAGGUUCGGGAAAGGCUCGAAAGCGCCUCCUCCCGUUCACCCCAGCAACCAAAUCACGAAGCAAGGUUCACCGCCUAAGCUCUACUCAGCUCUCAACGGCAUUGGCAGCGGAAGUGGCAGUGGCACGGAAACGUCCGCUAAGCCGCAAUACGCGCCUGCCAAGAUGAUUGAGCAGGGUGUGGACGAGAUCUUGCAUCUGAAAAUGUUGGAAAGUGUUGUGGAUUAUGAGACUCCGAGCACAAUUGUGCUCGCCACUGGUGAUGCCGCCCAGGCAGAAUAUAGUCUGGGAUUCAUGGCCAUGGUUGAAAGAGCGCUCAAGAAAGGCUGGACGGUGGAACUGGUAUCUUGGAGUAAGAAUAUUAAUAAGAGUUAUAUCAAGAGUCAGUGGACCGAGGCUUGGGACGGGAGAUUCAAAAUAAUCUACCUGGAUGACUUCGCAGAGGAGCUGCUUGAUAUGUGAGUGACGGGCUGUGGAUGGCUACGUGGAGCUCAUUGCGCUGUUCAGACGCAAGAAAAUGUCUUUCGCUGGCAAUGGGAAGGAUCUGAAGUAGGAGUGGACAGCCUUGGCCGUCCCUGUAAAUCGUGUACAGGAUGGCAAUUGGCCUUUAGCUGGUCUACAGGAGCAACGACUGGCGUCUCGACGUCUCUUAGGUGGCGUGCCGUGGGCGUGGUAUUCAUCUUUGCAUUCUUCCUGCCAAGACUUGGGCACAGUGCCGGCUUUUGGUCAGUCGUAACACAGCAACGACCAUGCAACGUAUGUAGACACGCGAAGAAUGUGUCCCAU
Sphaerulina musiva SO2202 is the source of this 2542-nucleotide messenger RNA. RefSeq lists its product as uncharacterized. Gene Ontology annotation, cellular component: nucleus. Bases 41 to 2218 code for a protein of 725 amino acids. Gene Ontology annotation, molecular function: guanyl-nucleotide exchange factor activity; small GTPase binding. Gene Ontology annotation, biological process: protein import into nucleus. Lineage: Eukaryota; Fungi; Ascomycota; Dothideomycetes; Mycosphaerellales; Mycosphaerellaceae. The record is from RefSeq and is a predicted model, not a curated record. The transcript has a single exon.